UCAGGUUUUCACUAGGCGUGCUACAGGGUUAGUGAGAGUAACUCCUGGUGGAUGCGCAUUACAUGUUCAUUUUUCCCCCCACACCUCAGGAAAUUGUAAUUGUAAUUGGAAUUUGUAAAUUGGCCUGCACUGAGCAUUGAACAUACACAAGGUUAGUGAGAGUAACGUUUGAUCAGUGCACGCCAUAAAGAUUUUUGUUGCCUUUCAUAGUUAAAGGAAGAAAAGAUAAUACUCUGUGGUUGCAGUUGUCACUACCUGUCUGUGACUCUGCUGUUGCUAACGCUAACCCCACUUUACUAUACCGGCUUUUGCACCUGUUGAUCCGACUGGAUAUGAUAAUUGUAAUUGUUUGUCUACACAUUGUCCUCGCAUCAUUGAGCAUUGAGCAUAUUUUUAAGAAAUUUGGGUUGUUCCACAACCAAUCAACCCACCCACCUCUGUAUUUCGAGUCCUGAAGAAGAUCCUAACCAGGAUCGAAACGUUGACAAUGAAAUAAAGAAGAGAGAGACCUAAAUCACGCUCUUUAAUUUCCCACACCCCUUAACUAUUGCAUAUAAUCGACUCUGGGAAUUAUCCGUUCAUAUAUUCAAGCAUGGGGUUUUAUGCAGAAGUAAGACAAAACUAUGGAGUCGCGAUGUCAGAUGCCCUAAAGAGGUGGUCAUCACUCAAUUUGAAACUUGCCGCCCAUAGAAAUCGAAGAAUUUUUCUCCUGGAAUGCAAGAGAAGAGGUUUAACACCAAAACAUAUGUCUGGCAACAUGAAUUACCUUCUCAAUUCGGCAUCAGACGCCAUAUCGUCAAGGCAGGCUCAGACAAUGAAAGAGCGUUCUCUGCGACUCAUCAUCCAGUUCGAGAUCACAGUCACAGUCACCAAGAUCACAAGAAUGGAGGAUGAGCAGUCCGGAUUGUGGGAGAGUCUGGAGGGUUUUCUUCCACAGGAGAUGCUUAGUCGGUUCAAACAUUACCAACAUAACAAAUAUACUAGAUUUUUUACCACAAUCAAGGAGAGUAAUCUGAGGAAAGUGAGAGCUCUAUCAGAUGAACAACUCCAUAAGUUAAGCCCACAGGACAGAUGGGUAAGAAAUAUCAGCUCUACCACCAUACCAGAUAGAGUUAUCAAAUUCUUGGCACUCGGCCCCAAAUUCAGUGUGGAUGUCCCAGCCAGGAAGAUACCCAUGUCUAGGUUACUGUCAGACAUAGAAAACAUCAUCAGCCUAAACGACACACUAUCAGAAGAAGGAAGAAAUUUCAAACGUGCACAAGCAACCAAUGUAGUUACCAAUUGUAUCAAGUCCGGGAGGGGAACCAACAACAUAUACCACAAUGAAUUUUUCCACUGCAUGAAAUACCUGAAACAACAUCCAGGUUUGCUAGUUGUAAGAGCUGAUAAGGGAAAUGUGACGGUGCUAAUGGAUAAGACCCAAUACAAAGAACUAGUGGACACAUUACUACAGGAUGAACAGUACUAUAAACAACUACCUAGAGAUCCCACCACGUCGAUGCAGAAUAAAUGCAAUGCAGUGAUCAAAAGUUUGGUGAACAAGGGCUACAUAACACAGACCCAAGGAAAACGGCUGUACAACUACAACUCGGUCCCUGCGAGAUUUUACGGAUUACCAAAAAUCCACAAGCCCACUCUCACAAUCAGACCAAUUAUAUCGUGCAUCAAUACCCCUUCCUCCAAACUGUCAGUGUUCAUAUCUGACAUCCUAUCUAAAUACUUGUCAGCCUCUAGAAGCAUUUACUUCAUCGAAGAUUCUUUCUCAUUUGCUGACCUCAUCAAUGAUUUCCAGCUCCCUGACAACUACGUCAUAAUUAGUUUGGACGUUAUAUCACUGUUCAACAACAUAUCCUUAGACCUUGCGGUUUCAGCAAUAGAGAGUAAAUGGCAACUUAUAAACAACCAUACAAACAUACCAAAGGAAGAAUUCUUGAGCAUAAUCAAUUUCCUGUUCACAUCCAACUAUUUUGUGUUCGAUGGCAUCUUCUACUUACAAAUUCUUGGCUCACCCAUGGGCUCAAACUCCAGCUCCCCAAUUGCAGACAUAGUUAUGGACUUCAUUUUGGACAACGUACUUUCUGAUGUUCCUUUCCACAUCCCCUUCAUCAAGAAAUAUGUGGAUGACAUUAUCUGCGCCGUGCCUGAAGAACAGGUGAGCUACCUCCUUGAAAAGUUUAACAACCACCACCGGAGAGUGCAAUUCACCAUAGAAAAAGAAACUGAUAGAAGUGUUCCAUUUUUGGACACGAAGGUAAUCAGAUUACCUAACAACCGAUUAAUCUUAGAUUGGUACCGCAAACCAACGAGCUCAGGGAGGUACAUACACUACCUGUCCAACCACACACAUGGACAGAAAGUAAAUUUAGUAUUGGGAUUAAAAAACCGGAUUCGACGAAUCGCGCACCCCUCCUUGAGAACACAAAACCUUGAAAUAUUGUUCCAAUUGAUGCUGGAAAAUGGUUACCCCAGGGGUCUAUUAAACAGAUUGAUUCACAGCUCCACUCAUUCCGGACAGCCACGGAAUGAACACAGGGGCGCAUCCACCACAAUAGAUUUGAAUCUAACUUACGCAUCCUUACCAUUGAUCAAAGGCAUGACAAAUGCUCUGAUAAGCCUUUUGAAGACCCCCAACAUAAAGUUGAUCCCCAAACCAGAGUUCAAGAUUGACAGACUCCAUAGUAGGAUAAAAGAUAGCGUAAGCACAUUCCACAAAAGUGGAGUGAUAUAUUCUGUUCCAUGUUCGAUGUGUAAUGAAAUCUAUAUUGGACAGACGUCGCAACAGCUUAAGAAGAGGUUGGCUCAACAUAGAAGCGAUAUCAAGAACCCCAAUAAGAUAUGUGCCUUGGCAGACCACAGCAGAGAUAGAGACCACUUAAUGGACUAUGAGGCCACUAGGGUCCUAGAUUGCGAACGCAAUGGAGGAAAGCGUUCCUUUUUGGAAAUGUACCACAUCAAGCGCCACCCCAAUGCCAUGAAUUACAGAAGAGAUGUAAACCACAUCAGCAGCAUCUAUUCCUACCUAAUCCACUUCGACCAGGUCAAUGAAGGUGACCCAUCAAGACCACGAAGUGUAUCCAGUGACGGAGUGCUUUCUGACGGCAGCAGGUCAGGAAUCGGUUGACCGUCGUGAGUGAUUGUCCACCAAAUUCAGUGACAGUGAAUUUGUGGCUAAACAUAUUGAUCGCGACUGAUUUUAAAUUAAGAAUUCAGUGAGAGUGAAUUGGACAAUAAUUAGCGACUGAUAAUAACUUAUAAAAUAUAAAUUAAGAAACGACAU
Messenger RNA from Coccinella septempunctata (seven-spotted ladybird), 3277 nucleotides. RefSeq lists its product as uncharacterized. The transcript is spliced from 2 exons. NCBI's taxonomy places the organism in Eukaryota, Metazoa, Arthropoda, Insecta, Coleoptera, Coccinellidae. Bases 593 to 3121 code for a protein of 842 amino acids. The record is from RefSeq and is a predicted model, not a curated record.